This is a messenger RNA of Oreochromis aureus, 4749 nucleotides long. RefSeq names its product v-maf avian musculoaponeurotic fibrosarcoma oncogene homolog K (gene mafk). Bases 237 to 719 code for a protein of 160 amino acids. Lineage: Eukaryota; Metazoa; Chordata; Actinopteri; Cichliformes; Cichlidae. Gene Ontology annotation, biological process: regulation of transcription by RNA polymerase II. Gene Ontology annotation, molecular function: RNA polymerase II cis-regulatory region sequence-specific DNA binding; DNA-binding transcription factor activity, RNA polymerase II-specific. The record is from RefSeq and is a predicted model, not a curated record. Gene Ontology annotation, cellular component: nucleus. The transcript is spliced from 3 exons.
AGUGACGUGAGUGCUUGCGGAAGCAGAGCGUGGAAUGUUGGUACAUUGUUGUUGUUUUGUAGUUAAUUUAGUACGAGGAUACGCCGCUGCCCGUCUGUGCUGGACGCUUUUUACCAACUUUGUCAACUUACUUCACCGGUUGUCGAGGAAACAUACUUUGACAGUUUUACGCACUCCGGUCCACAGAUAUCUGCGUCCACAGAGUGUCUUCUGUGAGAUUCUGGUCAUUUGUCUUCAUGCAGGGAAUGACGACUACUUUUAAGACGAGCAAAGCUUUAAAGGUCAAGAAGGAGGUGGGUGAGAAUGCCCCUGUGCUCAGCGAUGAUGAGUUGGUUGCCAUGUCUGUGCGGGAGCUCAAUCAGCACCUGCGUGGGCUCACCAAGGAGGAUGUUGUGCGAUUGAAGCAGCGACGGCGGACCCUGAAAAACCGCGGCUAUGCCGCGAGCUGCCGCAUCAAACGUGUUACCCAAAAGGAGGAGCUGGAGAGACAAAAGACCGAGCUGCAGCAGGAGGUGGACAAGCUGGCACGUGAGAAUGCCAGCAUGAGAUUGGAGUUGGAUGCGCUGCGAGCCAAGUAUGAGGCUUUGCAGUGUUUCGCCCGGACUGUGACCAGAGGGCCUCUCUCACCAGGCAAAGUUGCCCCCACCAGCGUCAUCACCAUCGUCAAAUCUGCCAGCCAAAACAACUCCAGCCCAUCCGCUUUCUCAGCACCUUCCUAGUGUUGACAGGACUGGGCUCUCCUUUGCCUGCCUGGUCCUUCCUAUUUCUGACCUGGUCUGAACCCACUCAUCCCACACUGAGACGAGGCUCGGUAGUUAGACUGAGGGGUGGCCGGGGUGGCAAGCUCUAUGUGAUGUUAUGCUGCAUUCACAAUUCUGUCUCCCUCUAUUUGUCUCUUUUACACAAUCUACAUUGUCUGUGCACUGUGCAAACCCCCUCCCUGACACCCAGCACCGGCAGGUUAUCGGGCCUCUGUGACCCUACCUCCAUGACUGACAGCAGAGAUUUGCUUUUACUCAAAUUUCAAGUAUUUGACACGCCUUAAUGUGGCAGCACAUGGUCUGGGACACCUCUCAUACUUUAUGAUGUAAAGAAUAAAAUACGACAGGUUUAAAGUAACGCAUAUGAGACAGUAUGGAUACUUUUAAAGCCUUUGCCAAAUCACAUUUUCUUUGUAUAAAUAUUAAUGAGCUUCUGUGUCUGUUGCCUUGAAUAGUUCUACAUGUGAUCUAUGCUAUAUCUCACAUGUAUUUUAACACAGAGGUGAUAUCUUUCCACUUUGAGGUCAAAUAGACACUUCUUCAAGGCCACAGUUAUCAGAUGCCUUUGAAAGCUAGCCAAACAAGGCACCGGAAACUUAUAUGCUUAGCACUUUUAAGAGGUGCUAAGCAGUAAAGUCACUUGAUUGAGUGUUUGAGUAACAUGAAAUUUUAUGUAGAAAUGGUUCUGAGGGAUCUUUGGAUUAUACUGUUGACAACUGACCAAUGUUUAGCUAAAAAACUAUACUAGUCUUUUAACCAUGAUAACUAUAUAAGUAACUUAUUUAGAAAGCAAUACCAGUACAGUUCAGAGAAGUUUGAAUGAUCCAGUAAAGUUGUUUAUAUACAGCUGAAAGCGAUCUAAUCUGGCAGUUUUGAAGAAACACCUUAAAUUAAUAUUUAGAAAGAGUUAAAAUCACCCAUUACGAUAGAAUUUAUCUUUGUUGGACUGGACUGUUUCCUUAUACAAUAUUCUAAAAAGUGCCAUUUGUGCCUUCAUUCCUCCUACUGGCAGUUGAGAAAAGACAUGUCUGAGUACCGUCAGAUUUCAGAAAGGGUUCCGAUCUCUCUUGUCAACUACAUUCUAGUUGACAGAUAGCUGAAAAGUACUGUUACGUUAUGUUGUCAAAGACAGUGUAGGCAGUUGGAGCUGUUGCAUGUGAUUGCAAUUGUGUGUAGCCCCUUGACUCAGAAGUUUCUUGAUGUAUAUUGUAGAAAUUUUUUUUAAUUCUGUUUAAACGGUAAACUUGGUUAGACUAAAUUGUAAAACUGGAAAGUGAUUAAGGAACACGCGUUUGACAAUGGUGUCUUUCAUCAAAUAGCACUUAGAGAAGACUGUUAAGAUACAGUAAGUAAAAAAAAAAAUAAAAAUCACAGGGCCACUUGUUUAAAGAAGGAAGUUACGCUUGCAUUUCCGCAGUUACUGGAGCUUAACUAAGUGACAACAAAAUGUGGUCGAACCACUUACAGGAAAGUUGUGCCUAAUGUAACUAGUGAUAGUGAACUACAGUCUGCUGUGGCACUUACUGAGUGGUGUUUAAUCUCUUUUCUUUGUAUGCAACUCUUGGUAGGUAAUCCAUAUUGGAUAUAAUAAUAAUAAGAGCAGACCUUUUAAGUAUGAUGCAAUUCAAGUUACUUACUGUAUAUUACAGACUAGAGACGGCAAAGCUCCCACUGCUUCUGUUUUCCCUUAGAUUGAGAACUCCGUCCAAAUAGAAAUCAUUCCUAAUACUGGGUCACAAGAAGUGCUGCUGCCGGUGUUGGUAUUUCCGAAACAGUAACCAGUUACUUUUCUUUUGACACGCUCUUCUACAAGAGAACUCCUGACGCCCAUCUCUAGAAACUGUGGUGUCAAGAUAACUAAAUGCAGUAAAGACCUUGCUCUCAUUGUACAUUUUGUAAUAUUUAAAUAUGAAAUUCACUUGAAAUCGAGCUGUUCUUACCGAGAAUCCAUUCCCAAUUUGGAGUGAAGUCAAUAGAUUGUUCAUGUCAGGAUUUUCUCUUGGCUAAGAGGACAUGACUGUUCUUCCCCUGUUCCAUAGCUGCAAAGAACAGUAUGGGGAACUUUGCUGCUGUACAACCUGCUGUGAUUUAUAAGCAGGGGCAUUGCUGUGUUCUUACUCUCAUUUUGUAUUUUUCAUUUGGUUUGUGUCAAUACAGCCCAUGUUCUUUUUUUCCUGAUACUUAGUUUUAUAAGCAUAUACAUUAUAUAAAUAUACAUUAUAUAGUACAUAUUUUUCUAUAUUUAUGUCUUUUACUAUGCUGGGAGUGGUGUGAUUAUGUAAUCGGUCUUUGAAGUCUAAUUAUAUGGAUGCUGAACUUUUCUCUUAAAAAGAAAAAAAAAAAAGGAAAAAAAUAGUAUUCAAAUUUACAACGAGAGAACUAUUUUCGUAACUUAAGUCUUGUGAGUAUUUAUGGCCCAAGAAUAGUUCUUCUCAGCACAUUCACAAUGUAUCUAAUGCACGACUUGGACAGUAACUAGGGUUACAUGCAGGUUGCAGAUGACCAUCUGUAGAAGCUAUCAUAUUUUGUCAUGUCAAGUUUGAUCAUUUCGAGUGAAACACUGCCUAACAUUGAAAGUGCCUAAUUUCAAUCAAGUGUUCAGUUUGCAAAAUUUGCUUUUGGGCAGCGUUAACUGAGGAGUUAUCAAGAUUAUUGCAAAUAGAAUAUGAGGAAAAAUUGCUCUUAAAACAGAUCAACCUGCAUGCAAACCUAGUCCGCCCCUGCAGCCACUAAACCUGGUAUACUUUUCUAAAUAUGUCAAGUCAGAAAUUUCAAUGACUGCAAUGCUUUUGUAACUGCUUAACAAAAAACAAACAAAAAAAAGAACCCCAAAGCUGUUUUAGGACUGUUCACCCAGGCCCCUUACAGAUAAGGAAUGUGUCAAGCCUUGGACAAAUGAGUACAUAUUACCUGUUUACAUAACUUAUUUCUUGAGCACAUUCACCUAAAAGGCUUUGUGGCUAAAAGCAUUUUCUGCAUAGCAUUACAGUGACCUCUUGUGGUUUAGUUUCCAAGCAAAACUAAGCUACAUCAGGGCUUCUUUAAUUUUAGCACUUAUUACUGUAUUCGAGUCUGAGGUGAAUACUUUUUUAUGAGCACACCUAAAUAAUAAUUACCUGAGAAAAAAAAAAAAAAAAAAACAGUUUCAAAUUUUAAAGUAUAUAUUUAUGUAUAGUGCCUAAAUAAGGACAAACCUUCCUCUGGGUGAGUUAAGUUCUACAUUUCAGUACGACCUAGCAGAGAGUUUAUUCAUGCUCUUUUCUUAAGCUACCCAAAAAAGUCUAGCAGACACACAAGUUUAAAGAAGUUUAAAGAUGUAGAUACAUUAAUGUAGACAUGUUUAUGGGUGAAAAUAAAAAACCCUCCUGCCAUGGGUGAAUACAAACCUUGGUUUGAUCAGCUUUCUUUCUACAUUGAAGUAAACCGCAGUUAAUACCAAGGAGCAGUAAUAGAACUGAGAUCUUUUUUUAAAUCUUUCAUAAAAUAAUUAUAGCAAAUGCAUGUACAGAAAUGUGCAUGCUUGUAUAUCUUGAGUAAGCAUUCGAGGUGAUCAGCUGUCUUUGAUUAAAUAAGCUUCGACACACAAGCUUUGCCAGUCCUACAAGCUAUAGUAUUUAACUUUAGCCAUGUAGAAAGUCAGUUUUAAUUAUGUAAGAGUGGAGCAUGUAUACAGAUUAGGUGUGGCUAAAAUUAUGGAUGAAAUACAUUGAAUGUUAGUGUAACAGCAGCAACUUCUGCGUUUGUGAGUAUGAGAUAAAUGUCUUGAGGCUUAGAGUGACUGUCAAAUAGCAGUAAAAAGGCAGCAUAAAUUGAGUAUGUACCAUUCAUGACUUGUCAUUACUCUGCUCAUAUAUUUUAUAUUUAUUUCAAUGAUUUGUGUAAUUUUAUUAAAAAGAAAAAACACCUAAAUUAUUUUUACAUUCAUUUACAUGUUUUCUUAAUGAACUACCCUCAUGUACAAAUAAAAUCUAUGUUGUUUCUGCUCUUA